Schistosoma rodhaini is the source of this 1980-nucleotide messenger RNA. The record is from the annotation of a GenBank genome assembly. NCBI's taxonomy places the organism in Eukaryota, Metazoa, Platyhelminthes, Trematoda, Strigeidida, Schistosomatidae.
AUGGAUUCAUCAUCGUCUACAACACAAGGAAUACAAGAGACGUUAAAAAGUCUUAAAAAGAAUAUUGAUUCUAUCACAAAACAGAUUGAUGAAUUAAAUCAUCAACGUAAAAACUUACAAGUGCAAUAUGAUCAAUUAAAAUCUCAAUUAACUACAGCCCGUGUCCAAGAAAUUUCAAAUUCUCUAGAUAAAUCGUCUGAAUACAAUUCAGAAUCAUUAUUCCCAUGGACUUCAGAAGUGAAUCGAGUGAGAAAAGAAGUCUUUCAAAUUUCAGAAUUUCGUCCUUUACAAAUAACAGCAAUUAAUGCAGUUUUAGAUGGUCGUGAUGUAAUCCUAGUUAUGCCUACAGGCGCAGGCAAAAGUUUGGUAUAUCAAUUACCUGCAUUACUUAAUGUUAAUGCUUUCAAAGUGAACGGACGAUAUCGUGGUUCAUUAACGUUAGUUAUAAGUCCAUUAGUUUCUUUAAUGGUUGAUCAAUCGAUUAACUUGACCAGAUACAGUCUUGAGCCAGAUACAAUAGCAGUUUUAGAUGCGAAUACACCAUUACAAGAACAACGUCGAAUUCUCUCAUUACUUGCAGAAAAACCUAACAAAACAAAUGCUUCAACAAAAUCUAAUUUACGCUUAUUAUAUGUAACUCCAGAAAAAUUGGCUAAAAGUAAAUUAUUAUUAAAUCGUUUAGAGAUUGUUUAUUCAACAAAUCGAUUAGCUUGUAUUGCUAUUGAUGAAGUACAUUGUGCUAGUCAAUGGGGUCAUGAUUUUAGACCGGAUUAUAAAUUUCUACAUAUAUUAAGACGUCAAUUUUCAAAUGUACCAAUUAUUGGUUUAACUGCAACUGCAACUACUGAAAUAAUUGUAGAUAUAGAGAAUAUGUUGGGUCUUAAUGUAGACAAAUGUUUAGUAUUAAGAACUAGUUAUAAUCGAGAAAAUUUAAAUUAUUAUGUUAAACCAGUCAGUGGAUCUAUCAAAGCAUCUGUUAAAUAUUUAUAUGAAUUAAUUAAUAAAAAUUAUACUAAUCAGUCAGGCAUUGUAUACUGUUUUUCUCAGAAAGAUACUGAAGAUGUUUCUUCAGAACUAAAGAACUUUGGGUUAAAGGUAGCUCCAUAUCAUGCUAACUUAGAUUUUAAUUAUCGAUCUACAGUUCAUUCCGGUUGGAGUCAAGGAAAAAUUCAAGUAAUUGUUGCCACUGUAGCUUUUGGUAUGGGUAUUGAUAAAGCUGAUGUUCGUUUUGUAAUACACUUUUCUUCGAGCAAAAGUUUAGAAAAUUAUUAUCAGGAAUCAGGUAGAGCGGGACGUGAUUCGAACUCGGCGGAUUGUAUAUUAUUGUGGCGUUUUUCAGAUCUAUUUCGUUUAGCCAGCAUGGUAUCAUCUGAACGAACAGGGAUUGCAAAACUUUGUCAAAUGGUUGGAUAUUGUAUUGAUCCAAAUAAAUGUAGACGUUAUUUAAUUUCAAAAAAUCUCGGUGAUACUUCUUGGUCUACUGAUGACUGUAAAAAUGCUUGUGACAAUUGUCAACGUAAAAGCACAAAUAAGUCAGAUGUAUCCACUCUGAUUCAAAUAAAAAUCAAUGAAUUACUGAAUGCAACAAAACAAUUAUUAUUUGAUCAAAGUUUAACAAAACAAGAAAGGAUAACUGGCCCUAAAUUAAUUGAUCUGAUGUCUUGUAAUAAACAAAUACAAUCUAUCAGUCAAAAAUUAUUAAAUAAAAAUCAAGAAAAAUCUGAACGUCAAUUUUAUGAGCAUUUUAUAUCUUGGUGUUUAAUUCAUCAAUAUUUAAAAUUUGAUUUUCAUUUUACACCAUAUUCAACUGUUUGUUAUGUUGUAAACAAUGACAAUGUAGUUAAUAAUGAACACAUUGAAUUAAUGCCUUAUUUAUUAUCAAAUAAGAAAGAAUUAGAUAAAGUUAUGAAAGAGUGUUUUCAUGUAGUAGAUGUUAAACGAAAAAGAAUACAUUCAACUGAAAUUGUUGAUCUUACAUAG